AUGUCAUAUAACGGCAUUGGUCUUCCCACCCCUAGAGGUACGGGUACAAGUGGUUAUAUUCAAAAAAAUGCGUCAUCUAUUAGUGCCAGCCGCCAAUAUCGCAGCUAUGAACGUCGCCAGGAGUUAGCACGCGAAGAAGAGAAGCGCAAAAAAGCUUUCGACGCACGAAACUUUUCUAACAGAAAAAUUGAUGACGGCAUCAUUGAACACGAGAGAAAGCGAAAAAUUGAAGCUCAAUGUGUAGAGUUACAAGUUUACUUAGAAAAUGAACGUGAAGAGGCCCAAGCAGCAGGUAAGCCUAAGAAAGAUUUAAUGACAGACGACGAGAUUGAGGAGAAGGUUGCAGCCCUACGCACAAAGCUUAAACAACGAGAGGAAGAAGGAAACAAAAGAGAAGCUCGUUUUCAAAGGCAGCACGGUUCAUUUAAGAAUGAAGAUUUAGAAGAUGGCGAAAGAAGGAAAUAUAAGACACAUGACAUUCACAAUUUAGUUUCAGCUAAAGCGCGUGAAAACGAAAGAAUAAGAGAUGCGUUUGAUUCCGAAAAGAGAGAGCGCCACCGGCGCCACCAUCGUGAACGAAGUUUGAGUCCUGUUCGAAAUGAAGAUGUUGAAGAUAAAAGGAGCUAUCAACGGAGCCGCGGUUCACCCCGAAGUGUACAGUAUAACGACUACCGGGACAAAAAUGAAGGAAGUAGCUACCGACCUCGAAAGCCUGAUAGAUCCCGUGAUUACAUGCCAAAGGCUUUAGAUUACGAUGGAGAUACUAAAGGAAGAAAACGACACUCAGAUAGUCGAAGUUCUUCUCCUCCUCCGCGGUCUUCGUCUCGACGCGAGCGCAGCCGAAGCCCAGACCGCAGGUAUGAUUCUAGAGGAAGUCGGUAUGAUUCCAGAGAAAGUCGUUAUGAUUCCAGAGGAAAUCGGUAUGACUCUAGAGGAAGUCGGUUUGAUUCUAGAGAAAGUCGUUAUGAUUCUAGAGAAAGCCGAUUUGACUCUAGAGAAGACCGCGGCUCUCAUUUUCAUCCUUCUGCAGAGCCUUCUCAUCCUCCAGCUUUGAAAAAGUAUUCUCUUCCUGGAAGUUUGCCUCCACCACCACUUCCUAAAAAACAACCUCCACCGCCUCCAUCACCAUCACAGUCUACAGAAAAGAAGACUUCUGUUCCACCAAAACUACCACCUAAACCACAAGAGAAAUCUUCCUCUGAGAACAAGAAGGAUCUGAAAGAGAUUGAACAGCAGGAGGAGAAAGCUUCUGAACAAAAUGAAAAAAAUGAAUUUGAUUUAGAAUCUUCUGAGAAGGAAAAAGAAAUUUCUAAAACAGGAGCCGACACUCCCAUUGUUAAAACAGCAUUGGAACCUGUUGAAGAAUUUGCACAGGAACCUAAGCCUGUGACUAAGCCUAAAAAGGCAUCUCUUUCAGAACCAAUUUCAGAAAUUGCUUCAGAACAACCAGCUUCCAAGCUUCAAACGGAAACUUUGGAAUCUGUUGAACCUGUUAAACCUGUCGAACCUGUCGAACCUGUCGAACCUGUCAAACUUGUCAAACCUGUCGAACCUGUCGAACCUGUCGAACCUGUCGAACCUGUCGAACCUGUCGAACCUGUCGAACCUGUCGAACCUGUCGAACCUGUCGAACCUGUCGAACCUGUCGAACCUGUCGAACCUGUCGAACCUGUCGAACCUGUCGAACCUGUUGAACCUGUUGAACCUGUCGAACCUGUCGAACCUGUUGAACCUGUUGAACCUGUUGAACCUGUCGAACCUGUUGAACCUGUCGAACUUGUUGAACUUGUCGAACCUGUUAUAGAGCCUGUUAAUGAAUCUGUGGAACCUUCCGUCACCCCUAAAAAACGAGGCCGUCCUUCUUCUAAAACAACAAAAGCCAAACCUGCCAAGUCUGCCAAAUCUACCAAACCCGCACCUAACCCCGAAGACAGCGAAGUAAUCAUUAAGGUGGUAGACGAAAAAAAUCAGCCUGAGCCCCAACCCGAACCUGUGCCUGAAACUGAAGUUGAAAAGCCAAAGCCUAAGCGUGGCAGACCUCGAUCAGCAAAAUCAGCUUCGGCACCUGGGACCGAACCUGGACCAGAACCUCCCAAGAAGCGCGCCACUCGUGGCCGAAAGCCAAAAUCAUCAUAA
Magnusiomyces paraingens is the source of this 2136-nucleotide messenger RNA. RefSeq lists its product as uncharacterized. Lineage: Eukaryota; Fungi; Ascomycota; Dipodascomycetes; Dipodascales; Dipodascaceae. The record is from RefSeq and is a predicted model, not a curated record. Bases 1 to 2136 code for a protein of 711 amino acids. The transcript has a single exon.